Colletotrichum truncatum is the source of this 240-nucleotide messenger RNA. NCBI's taxonomy places the organism in Eukaryota, Fungi, Ascomycota, Sordariomycetes, Glomerellales, Glomerellaceae. The record is from RefSeq and is a predicted model, not a curated record.
AUGUUCCCAACUCUUGGCCACUGUUCAUACUGGUCUGUCUCGCACCAGCGUCUCUCGGACUCGCAUGAGCAAACAUUAUCAUUCAGCUUCCCAGACCUCGUCAACACGAGUCACCUUCUCCACCUCCGGAUACGCCGUUUCAUGCCUCCAUACUGUCGGUGGACACGCCCAUUGCUAAGUAAGUUCAACCACGCCAAGAGGCACGACUCGCUGGCAACACACCUCCGCCAGUUUUUCUAG